Babjeviella inositovora NRRL Y-12698 is the source of this 1683-nucleotide messenger RNA. RefSeq lists its product as uncharacterized. Gene Ontology annotation, cellular component: fungal-type vacuole; plasma membrane. The coding region runs from base 1 to 1683 and encodes 560 amino acids. The record is from RefSeq and is a predicted model, not a curated record. The transcript has a single exon. Gene Ontology annotation, biological process: oligopeptide transport; transmembrane transport. Lineage: Eukaryota; Fungi; Ascomycota; Pichiomycetes; Serinales. Gene Ontology annotation, molecular function: tripeptide transmembrane transporter activity; dipeptide transmembrane transporter activity.
AUGAUUUACGAUGAACAAUCUAGUACCGACUUCAUCGAGAACGAUGAGGGCAGGUACCCAACUCAAGAGGAAUUAAAGACUUUGCGUCACGUCUCCGAAAAGAUUCCCUUAUCCUGCUGGUUAGUUGCGGUUGUUGAAUUGUGUGAGCGUUUCUCCUACUACGGGUUGUCCGGUCCUUUCCAGAACUACAUGCAAAACGGUCCUGACGAUGUCCCAGCCGGGAUCUUGAACUUGGGGAACCAGGGCGCCACCGCCUUGUCCUACUUCUUCCAGUUUUGGUGCUAUCUCACCCCGAUUUUCGGUGCUUGGGUUGCCGACACCUUCUGGGGAAAGUACAAAUCCAUCUUUGUGUUCUGUCUUGUCUACUUUGUGGGAAUCCUCAUCUUGUUCAUCACCUCUGUUCCAUCCAUCACCUCUCCGUCCGUGGCCCUUGGUGGCUAUGCAACCGCAAUUGUUAUUAUUGGUAUCGGUACCGGUGGUGUCAAGUCCAACGUUUCUCCGUUGAUUGCCGACCAGAUUCCAAAGACCAAGCCAAGAAUCCACAUCUUGCCAAAGACCGGCGAACGUGUCAUCUUGGACCCCGCUGUGACCACCCAGAACGUGUUCAUGUUCUUCUACUUGAUGAUCAACAUUGGUUCCCUUUCCGUCAUUGCCACUACCCAGUUGGAAAAGCACAAGGGUUUCUGGGCCGCGUAUCUCUUGCCAUUGUGCUUUUUUGUGGUUGGUAUCGUUGUUUUAGCCCUUGGUAAGAACCAGUACGUCAAGACCCCACCCUCCAGCACCGUCAUCGCUGACAGUUUCCACAUCAUCUGGAUCGGUAUCAGAAACAAGUUCAACUUCGACACGGCCAAGCCAAGCAAUAGCCCAGACAAGGGUUACCACUGGGACGACCACUUUGUUGACGAAGUAAAGAGAGCCAUGGUUGCCUGUAAGGUGUUCUGUUUCUACCCGAUCUAUUGGGUGGUGUACGGUCAGAUGGUGAACAACUUUGUUUCCCAGGCCGGUACCAUGGAGUUGCACGGUUUGCCAAAUGACAUCUUGCAGGCCAUUAACUCUAUGGCUAUUAUUUUGUUUAUCCCAAUCAUGGAGAGAUUCAUCUACCCAUACAUCAGAAAAUUCACUCCUUUCAGAGCAAUCACCAGAAUUACCUUCGGGUUCUUCUUCGCUACCGGUGCCAUGGUAUACGCCGCUGUCUUGCAGCACUACAUCUAUAUGGCCGGUCCGUGCUACGACAACCCAAUGAAGUGUGCUGCCUCGAAUGGUAAGAUCCCAAACCACGUCCACAUUGCCAUCCAAGUUCCGGCCUACGUCUUGAUCGCUCUUUCGGAAAUCUUUGCUUCCAUCACUGGUUUGGAGUACGCCUACACCAAGGCCCCAGUCAGUAUGAAGUCUUUCAUCAUGUCCAUGUUUUUGGUCACCAACGCCUUUGGCUCCGCCUUGGGGAUUGCCUUGUCACCUACCGCAGAACACCCUAAAUUGGUCUGGACCUACACCGGCUUGGCAUGCUCGUGUUUCGUUGCCGGUUGUUGUUUCUGGCUCUGCUACCACCACUACAACGACAGAGAAGAAGAGCUCAAUGCUUUAGAAUAUACCCAGAAUGCCAAGGACGACGAAUUCACCAGUGAGCAGCUCAAACAUGCCUCUGAUGAUCUCAUGCCGUUCAAGUCUGCCAAAAGUUUGUAG